Molecule: messenger RNA, 609 nt
Organism: Verticillium dahliae VdLs.17
Lineage: Eukaryota; Fungi; Ascomycota; Sordariomycetes; Glomerellales; Plectosphaerellaceae
Exons: 1
Coding region: 1-609 (202 amino acids)
Source: RefSeq, a predicted model, not a curated record
AUGGCGACACUCCCUCCCCUCUCCGCAGCCUACCAAAAGGGCCUCGACCUCAUCGACGAAGCCCACGCCGGCGACCCCAAAGCCUCGGAGACGACGCCGCCGAUCCCCUACGAACUGCACUACGCGCGCAAGAUGACGCGGUGGCUCGCGGCGCGGCACCCCGCGGCCGGCCCGGCGCUGCAGCUGGCGUGCCGCGCGCAGCACUUUCGGCGCUGGGAGAUCCCGCGGUCGGCGUACCCGAUGACGCGGCCGGGCUACCUCACGUGGCGGGCCAAGCUCAAGUCGCAGGCGGCGGCGCAGGUGGCGGCGCUGCUGACGGCCGAGACGGACGUGCCGCCGGCCGACGUGGCGCGCGUCGCGGCGCUCAUCAGGAAGGAGAACCUCGCGGCCGACGAGGAGACGCAGGUGCUCGAGGACGUCGCCUGUCUCGUGUUCCUCGACGACCAGUUCGACGGCUUUGAGAGCAAGGAGGAGAUUGACGAGCCCAAGAUUAUCGGCAUCCUGCAGAAGACGUGGGCCAAGAUGAGCGAGCCGGGCCGGGCGCUGGCGUUGAAGAUGGAUCUCAGCGAGAGGGCUACGGCCUUGAUCACCAAGGCCUUGGCUGGGUGA